Oxyura jamaicensis (ruddy duck) is the source of this 4760-nucleotide messenger RNA. RefSeq names its product cadherin 7 (gene CDH7). Lineage: Eukaryota; Metazoa; Chordata; Aves; Anseriformes; Anatidae. Gene Ontology annotation, cellular component: plasma membrane; adherens junction; catenin complex. Gene Ontology annotation, biological process: cell morphogenesis; cell-cell junction assembly; adherens junction organization. The record is from RefSeq and is a predicted model, not a curated record. The transcript has 12 exons. The coding region runs from base 300 to 2657 and encodes 785 amino acids. Gene Ontology annotation, molecular function: calcium ion binding; cadherin binding.
CGCGCAGCCCCAAUGCCAGGCGGGCGCCCGGCCGCCGCCUGGGAGCAUCCUGCCAGCACUUCUCCGCCGAGGCACCGCCGACCCUUGGGAUUAAAAUACUGCGCUGGGCAGCCGAGGGACGGCAGACAGGUAACUGUUAUGCCAUUUCUUUGGUGAAGGCUACUCAGCAGUGGUGACCUCUCCGAAUCGACCACUCCAAAAAUUAUUAUCUCUGGACUCCCAGCUGACACCCUGCUGGAAGCUAGAGCUGCAGAGACAACUGGAAUUGUGCCUGCUCUCAUCAAAAGGAGAAAAAAACGAUGAAGUUGGGCAAAGUGGAGUUCUGCCAUUUGUUGCAGAUAAUAGCUCUUUUCCUGUGUCUUUCUGGGAUGAAUCAAGCAGAGCCCUCAAGGUCCAGGUCAAAGCCCUACUUUCAAUCAGGGAGGACAAGAACCAAACGCAGCUGGGUGUGGAAUCAAUUCUUUGUGCUGGAAGAAUACAUGGGCACAGACCCACUCUAUGUAGGAAAGCUUCACUCUGAUGUUGAUAAAGGAGAUGGUUCGAUCAAAUACAUCUUGUCAGGCGAAGGGGCAAGUUCCAUUUUCAUUAUUGAUGAGAACACAGGGGAUAUUCAUGCUACAAAGAGGCUGGAUCGAGAAGAGCAGGCCUACUACACACUCCGAGCACAAGCACUAGAUAGGCUGACUAAUAAACCUGUGGAACCAGAAUCUGAGUUCGUCAUUAAGAUUCAGGACAUCAAUGACAAUGAGCCAAAAUUUCUGGAUGGUCCUUACACUGCUGGAGUUCCUGAGAUGUCUCCUGUGGGUACCUCUGUGGUUCAAGUAACAGCCACUGAUGCAGAUGAUCCUACUUACGGCAACAGUGCCCGAGUGGUUUACAGCAUAUUGCAAGGACAACCUUAUUUUUCUGUGGAGCCAAAGACAGGUGUUAUCAAGACUGCCCUUCCAAAUAUGGAUAGAGAAGCCAAGGACCAAUAUCUACUAGUUAUUCAAGCAAAGGACAUGGUUGGGCAAAAUGGUGGAUUAUCAGGAACAACAUCUGUAACUGUCACACUGACUGAUGUAAAUGACAACCCACCCCGCUUUCCACGACGAUCAUAUCAAUAUAAUGUCCCAGAGUCUUUACCUGUGGCUUCUGUGGUGGCCAGAAUAAAAGCUGCAGAUGCAGAUGUGGGACCCAAUGCUGAAAUGGAGUAUAAGAUUGUAGAUGGUGAUGGUUUGGGAGUAUUCAAAAUUUCUGUGGACAAAGACACUCAGGAAGGAAUCAUCACCAUUCAGAAGGAGCUGGACUUUGAAGCUAAAACAAGCUAUACCCUGAGGAUAGAAGCAGCCAAUAUGCAUGUUGACCCUCGCUUCCUGAGUCUUGGACCCUUCAAUGACAUGACAACAGUGAAGAUAAUUGUAGAAGAUGUUGAUGAGCCGCCUGUGUUUACUUCACGUUUGUACUCCAUGGUGGUGUCUGAAGCAGCAAAGGUUGGCACUAUCAUUGGAACUGUAGCAGCCCAUGAUCCAGAUGCCUCAAAUAGUCCUGUCAGGUAUUCAAUAGAUCGAAACACAGACCUUGAGAGGUAUUUCAAUAUUGAUGCCAACAGUGGAGUCAUUACUACUGCCAAGUCUUUGGACAGGGAAACAAAUGCUGUUCAUAAUAUCACAGUCUUGGCUAUGGAGAGUCAGAAUCCAGCACAGAUUGGGAGAGGAUAUGUAGCCAUCACUAUCCUUGACAUCAAUGACAAUGCCCCUGAGUUUGCCAUGGAGUAUGAGACAACUGUCUGUGAAAAUGCUCAACCUGGCCAGGUCAUACAGAAAAUCAGUGCAAUAGAUAAAGAUGACCCACCGAAUGGCCAUCAGUUCUACUUCAGUUUAACAGCAGAGGCAGCAAAUAACCACAAUUUUACACUUCAGGACAACAAAGAUAACACUGCAACAGUAUUAACCAGAAGAAAUGGUUUCCGAAGACAGGAACAAUCUGUUUUUUAUUUGCCAAUAUUCAUUGUGGACAGUGGGUCACCUUCACUGAGUAGCACUAAUACACUCACCAUCAGAGUCUGUGACUGUGAUGCAGAUGGUAUUGCUCAGACAUGCAAUGCAGAGGCAUACAUAUUGCCUGCAGGACUUAGCACUGGAGCCCUGAUAGCAAUAUUGGCUUGUGUCUUAACGUUGCUGGUUCUUGUCUUGCUGAUUGUCACCAUGAGGAGACGGAAAAAAGAGCCCCUUAUUUUUGAUGAAGAGAGAGAUAUCAGAGAGAACAUUGUCAGGUAUGAUGAUGAGGGUGGUGGAGAAGAAGACACUGAGGCUUUUGACAUGUCUGCCUUGAGAAACCUCAACAUCAUCCGGGACACCAAGACCAGGAGGGACGUGACACCUGAGAUUCAGUUCUUGAGCAGACCAACUUUUAAAAGCAUCCCAGAUAAUGUAAUUUUUAGGGAAUUUAUCUGGGAGAGACUAAAAGAAGCUGAUGUGGACCCCUGCGCACCACCCUAUGACUCCCUGCAGACAUACGCCUUUGAGGGGAAUGGCUCAGUUGCAGAGUCGCUCAGCUCCUUAGAUUCGAUCAGCUCAAACUCUGACCAGAACUAUGAUUACCUCAGUGACUGGGGCCCUCGCUUUAAAAGGCUUGCAGAUAUGUAUGGGACUGGACCAGACUGCUUAUACUCAUAGCCUUGGAACCUUUCUCUGAAUAUGCACUGAAGAAUACUAAAAUAAAAAACUCAACCUUACAGACAGAAGAAAGUUGUAAAUAGUUCUCCAUUUUUAAUAUUUUAUUUCAUUUUCUUUUUGCCUUGGUGGAACAUAUCUUCAUUAGACUUGUCCUAGGGAUUGCACUGACCACAUAACAUAUGAGCAUUUGAGGCAUUUUUGAUAAAAUGAAAUGCUAAGACACAUUCAAAUAGAUAGCAACCAUAAGAUACCUUCAGAGGCAACUCACUUUCAAAAGUAUGUUAUGCACUAUGACCUCAAUGAGUCAAUUGUACUCUGUAGAUGCCUUUACAGUAUUGCUAUAUCUAGAACACAGUCUUUGAUAUAAGUGUAAGAAGCAUCAAAUUAACAAAUAUAAUUCAGUACAGUAUGACAAUAUAUAGUGUUUGCAAAUGUAGGCCUUUUAGCAAAUUUUCUUUACAAUGCUGCAUGCAGCUCGCUAAGCAAAAACCAGAAGAGAAAUUAAAACAAACAAAAACCCAGAUCAUUUUUUGUUUGUCCCUGUUUGUUUUCAAAUUUAUUUAAUUGAAAGUCUCUGUAAAUUCCUGGGUAGUUUUAUUAAUAUAUAUAUAAAGAGAUAUAUAUUACAAUUUGUUCUAAGAAAAAAACACAUUUGUCAUCAACUUACUGAUGUAGUUUACAGACCACAUAAAAUGAGAAAUACGGAGUGGUAUUCUCAAGGUUGAAAAGUUUUGUGAUGCCCAUGUAGGUAUAGAAAAGAUGUUGCUAUCUAUUUGUUAUUUUUUAUUAUCUCUUCUGAUUUGUACAGGAGAAUUUAUCCUUUUUUAUUAUUAUUUGACAUAAAGCAUUAUAUUUAUUUUGGAGCUCUAAUCUCCACUAAAUUCAGGUCCAUUUUACUGCCUCAUGGUAUUAGACUUGUCAGAACAUGCUGAUUUUUCUCCAGUCUCAGAUAAAUGAAGCGUGGAAAUAGAGAAAUUACAGUAAAGCAAUUGAGCCCACCAUUCAUCUCUCAGAAAUGAGAGCAGCCACAAGGACACACAGUUGUUCUUCUGAGCCACUACAAUGUCUGAGACAUUUAAAUAAAAUAUUUGUACAUUGCAGUUCUGGAAAGAAGACUACAGAGUAGCUGGGAGUGUCUUUAAUGCAAGAUAUAAUUUUCAAGGUCAAAUAUCCUAUAUGCUUCAAAGACUUUAAACACCCUGCUUUUCCCCCUCCUGUUAUCUUUUGCUGCUGAUGAAUCACAGUAAAAGACUCUUAAAUUUCUUUCUUAUGUUAAGCAAUGUAAUGCUAUUAAUUCCAGAAACAAUCUUUAGAUCUUUCUACACAUAUGUAUUUUCCCCAAAGGUGUUAACUCAGUAUACAUAAUUUCUACAUUGGAUCAGGAGUGCCAAAACAGAAAGACAACUGCUGUUGCUUAAAAUACUGUAUGGUUUUGAAGUAGGAUUUCUUAGAAUAAGAUAACUUUUUUAUUAUUCUGACUAUUUAUACUUCAUCUUUCAUGAUUUAUUAUUAGAUAAUAAGGCAUAUAAUCAAGUAAAGUAGUGUUUUAAGUAUUAUUUCAGAUUCUUUUGUUCUAGAUAACCUGUAGAUGGGUUCCUAAGUUAGACUAUGCUCCUACGAACUCUUUUGCUUGUACCUAACUUACAAUGAUUUGACUUGCGUGCAAUUACUGAGAGUCAUUUAGAAUUGUUUGUAGGAUUUUAUCUGUGAGUAGAAGGUACUACAUAGAGAAUGAUGUUCACUCCAGAAGUACUUAUUUCUGAAAUAAAGAUCCUUGUACUGAAAUGUAUGGGUGGCACAAGGCUGGGAGAAGGAAAAUUAUCGUUAAGGCUUUGUAAUUUUUGCAGCCCAACAUUAUCAAUUAACUAUGUGAAAGUGACCUUCAGUUUCAUCAGAGAAAAGCAAAAUAAUUUUAAUCAUCUGCAACAUGGAUGUUUAAUUUUUGUUACACUUUGGUAGACAAUCAUUGAUUCAUAAUUCAGUAGAUUUGCUUCUAGUUGUACUAAAUAUAUAUAUAUGUAUAUAUAUAUGACAGAUUUUGUAAUGGAACUGAAAGAUAUUGCCCAUGACUUUUAGUCAUACCUGUAAGAUUUUCAAUAAAAA